Molecule: messenger RNA, 1534 nt
Organism: Salvia miltiorrhiza (redroot sage)
Lineage: Eukaryota; Viridiplantae; Streptophyta; Magnoliopsida; Lamiales; Lamiaceae
Product: F-box protein At1g67340-like
Exons: 3
Coding region: 129-1259 (376 amino acids)
Molecular function (GO): protein binding
Source: RefSeq, a predicted model, not a curated record
UAUAUUUCAUAUGUCGCCGUAGCUGUUGAUGCCUCAUUCCCUCUUUAUCUCUAACCCCAUAUGCAAAGCCAAGGGGGCUAAGAAACGGUGAAGAAUCUCACACUGGAAAAAUCUAAAUCUAUUGUAGAAUGAGAACGAGAAGAGGUCUGUGUUAUCCGAAGGCGGCAGAUUUCUGUGUGGACGAUAGAUUGCUCAAGAGAAGGAAAGUGGAGGCUGCUGCCGGAGUGCAAGUUGAAGGCCGGAAAAGGUCGCCGGAGUCGGGGGGACGACCUGAUUUUUUUGAUUCUCUGCCGGAUGAUCUAGUGCUGUCUGUUCUCUGCAAACUCAGCUCUACCGCUGGAUGCCCAGCUGAUUUCCUCAAUGUUCUCAUAACAUGCAAAAGACUGAAUGGAUUAGGCCUAAACUCGAUCGUGCUGUCGAAAGCAUGCCGGAAAAUGCUGGCGGUGAAGGCGAAAAACUGGUCGGAAUCGACUCACCGGUUUCUCAAACUCUGCGCCGAUACCGGAAAUGCAGAAGCCUGCUACACCCUAGGCAUGAUUCGGUUCUACUGCUUGCAAAACCGAGGCAGCGGCGCGUCUCUCAUGGCGAAGGCGGCGAUCGCCUCCCACGCGCCGGCGCUCUACUCCCUCGCCGUCGUCCAGUUCAACGGCAGCGGCGGCACCAAGAGCGACAAGGACCUUCGUGCCGGCGUCGCGUUGUGCGCACGCGCCGCCUUCCUCGGCCACAUCGACGCUCUCCGCGAGCUCGGCCACUGCCUCCAGGACGGCUACGGCGUGAAGAAGAACAUAGCAGAAGGCCGCCGCUUCCUUAUCCAGGCCAACGCGCGCGAGCUCGCCGCCGUCCUGGUGGCGUCCCCGACGGCGGUGGUGCCGCCGUCGUGGCUGGCCUGGAGCCCCCACCGGCACGGAGGCGAGGGCGGCUGCCCGCUGCUGAGCGAUUUCGGGUGCAAUGUGCCGUCUCCGGCGCCCCACCCGGCGAACCAGUUUUUGUCCGAGUGGUUCUCGAACCGGAUCGGAAAUGUUCCCGGUCCGGGUCUCCGGCUCUGCUCGCACUCGAGCUGCGGCAGACCGGAGACACGUAGGCACGAGUUUCGUCGGUGCUCGGUGUGCGGAGCAGUGAAUUAUUGCUCACGUGCUUGUCAGGCACUGGAUUGGAAACUGCGCCAUAAGGUGGAGUGCGCACCCGUGGAGAGAUGGGCCGACGACGACGGCGACGUUAACGUCGGUCUUAACGGCGACGCGAUGGAGGAGGACCGUUGACGUCGAGGGACUGUGAAUGUGACGGUGACGGCACGGGAGUCUUUUUUGAACGGAAGGUAUAGUUUUGGGGAGGAAAAUACAAUUUAGGAAGGAUCCAAAUUUUGUUGGGGUGGAAAUUGAAUUAAUAUAAAAUUGUUGACGGUCAUUUAAUUGUACAGUGCCGCGGAUGUAAAGUUGGACGUUUAUUUAGAGCGACAUUUUCUCUAUCGUCUCUCUGCAAAAUGUAAUGCUAGUUUAUUUGAGAAAUAUUUAUUAAUUGAAAGGAUUUCUAAUAA